Aspergillus ibericus CBS 121593 is the source of this 1311-nucleotide messenger RNA. Its product is annotated as 3-demethylubiquinone-9 3-methyltransferase. Bases 274 to 1311 code for a protein of 345 amino acids. The transcript has 2 exons. Gene Ontology annotation, biological process: ubiquinone biosynthetic process. NCBI's taxonomy places the organism in Eukaryota, Fungi, Ascomycota, Eurotiomycetes, Eurotiales, Aspergillaceae. Gene Ontology annotation, molecular function: 2-methoxy-6-polyprenyl-1,4-benzoquinol methyltransferase activity. The record is from RefSeq and is a predicted model, not a curated record.
CACCGACAUACAUAUGCCUCGUAUCUAUCUCCCUUCUCCAUGUUGAUCUAUCACAUCCAGUUCCUCGCCACCACCGAGAGCAACAUGUAGAUCCAACAAACAAACAAACACCAGCCUUGGCAUGUUUGUUUCUCCAUAUCCGCGGCCGCAACUUCGGCUUCAAUUCUGCCAAAUCCAGCUAUCGCCGCUGAGGAUGCGCGAGCAAUCUAGCUAAACCUCAUCUCACCACUACAAUCCCUCCCGCAAACCCAACCCCGAAUCCAAAGCUCCAAAAUGCUCCGCCCAACCCUCCGCACCCUCCCCUCCACCCUCAAAUCCCUCACCACCACCCGCCUCCACUCCACAACAACAACAACAGCAACCACAUCCGUCUCCCCCAAUGAACUCUCCCACUUCUCCUCCCUCGCCAGCUCCUGGUGGGACCCCCAAGGUCCCUCCCGCGUCCUGCACCUCAUGAACCCCGUCCGCCACGACUUCAUCGCCUCAUGCCUCGCCGAAUCCACCCCCAUAACCACCAUCCCCUCUACCCCGACCGACGCCCCGAAACGCAACACCCUCCGAUACCUCGACAUCGGCUGCGGCGGCGGUAUCUUCGCUGAAUCCCUCGCGCGCACGAUUCCCACCACUACAGACCCAGCAUCCAGUACACCGACGCGCACGCGCGCGGCGGAAAUCACGGCGCUCGAUCCGAGUUCUACGCUGAUUAAGAUUGCGAGGGAUCAUGCGCGGUUAGAUCCUGUCGUGGAGGGACAUUUGGAGACGGGGAGGUUUAAGUAUGUCAAUUCGACGCUGGAGGAGUAUAUUCCUACCCUUACAUCCACUACCACCACACCCACCUCAACUACAAACGGUAGUCAGGAGGGAGGGAAGAAAUUCGACGUGGUAACCCUCUUCGAAGUCAUCGAACACAUUGACAACGUGCCGGGGAGCAUCACACCGCAAGGCUUCCUCUCCUCAUGUUUAUCGAUGGUCAAGCCAGGCGGAUGGUUAAUCGGGUCUACGAUUGCGCGGACGUUUCCGUCGUGGAUUGUUAAUCAGGUGAUUGCGGAGGCGCCGUGGCCGGUUGGGGUGGUGCCGAAGGGCACGCAUGAGUGGAGUAAGUUUGUCAAUCCGGGGGAGUUGCAGGCGUGGGUGCAGGAGGGGUUGAUGAGGGGGGCGGAUGGAGGGGCCAGGAGGGGAGGCAGUGAGGUGUUGGAGGGGAUGAGUUGGAGGUGUGAGGGGGUGGUGUAUUUUCCGGGGUUGGGGUGGAAGAUUGUGAAGGGGUCGGAGAGUUGGGGGAAUUAUUUUUGGGCGGUUAGGAAGGGGGUUUAG